AUGAAGGGGAAUAUUAAGUCCCUUAUAUUUACUAAAAUUCUUGCAUUCUCCGCUUUAAUUUGGAUAUGCCUUUAUAGCAAUAAGUGUAAUUUUGGUAUAUCUAUGGAAAAAAAUUAUACACUAGAUGGCUAUUCAUGUUUAGCAAUUAAUAGACUAUUAUCAGAGUGCUCAUUAAAUGUAAUGUCAACUGGAUAUAUGUCAAAUGAAAAUAGUAAAAAUGAAUUAAUAACUAAAAAGAAAAAUAUAUCUAUGAAUUGCGAAGAUCCUAAAAUACAAAGAAAAAUAAUAAAAGAUAUUUUAUUAAAAUCAGAGGAAAGGAAUAGAUUACAUAAGAAAAAAAAAUCUUCUUUACUUAAUAAAAUAGAAACAUAUUUUGAAAAACGAAUACUGAAUCAAUUAGUUUCAAUAGAUGAAAUUAAAUAUAACACGGACGUUCAUAAAAAGACUGCAGGAAUGAUACGUAAAAACGGUUCUCCAAAAAUUAAUAUAUUGUAUUUAGUUAUAUUGAUAGGAUUAUUAUUUGAAAUAUUUGUUAUUUUGUAUACAGAAUUAACAAAAAAUAAAAUAGCAGCAUUAAAUGCAAGUGCAAUGGUAGUUUCAUUCAUUUUAGUAUUUGUAGUUGCCAUAACUGUAUUAUGUAUUAAUUAUAUUUUUAAAAAGAUUGAAGAAUAUAAUAUAAAAAAAGCAAAUAAUCUUAGAAUUUGUUAUAAUAUUGUUAAUUCCUCUAGUAGGAGUAACUUUUAUUAUGAUAUAUGA
Messenger RNA from Plasmodium malariae, 756 nucleotides. RefSeq names its product Plasmodium exported protein, unknown function. The transcript has 2 exons. Lineage: Eukaryota; Apicomplexa; Aconoidasida; Haemosporida; Plasmodiidae. The record is from RefSeq and is a predicted model, not a curated record. Bases 1 to 756 code for a protein of 251 amino acids.